AUGGCUCGGCUCGCCCUCCUCUGCUCAGUUGUCGUUGUCUCCAUUUCCAUCAUCCUUUUCUUCACGCCCGAAUACACCUACAUCAUCCGAAGCACCGGCAAUCGUCUCGUCAGCAUCUUGUCGUCAGUCGGCAACAGAAACACUCGUAGCCCCGAGAAGCCGAUGCUUAGGAACAUGGCCAAAAGCACUCUCCGGCAGGCCACCAUCACGCCGCACCGGUCCGGCGCCAGAGGCCACUCGGACCACGGCUGGCUCAACUCGUACCACAGUUUCUCCUUUGCCGACUGGUUCAACCCGGGCUUCACGCAUUUUGGCUCGCUGAGGGUGCUCAACGAGGACCGCGUCAAGGCCAACUCGGGCUUCCCUACCCACCGCCACCAAGACUUUGAAAUCUUCAGCUACAUCCUGUCCGGGGAGCUGACACACCGGGACUCGAUGAUUGUCAGGGCCGAAGAGGGCGCCCAGUCGGACCAGUUUUACCGCAUGCACCGCGGCGACGUCCAGUUCACGACGGGAGGCACGGGCAUCAGCCACUCGGAGAUGAACGAGCACAAGACGGACACGGUGCACUUUCUUCAGAUCUGGGCGAUGCCGUGGAAGAGGGGCCUAGCCCCAAGAUAUCACACCGAGCACUUUGACGAGAAAGCCAAGAAAAGGGGCUUCGUCACCAUCCUGAGCCCGCUCAAGGGCGGCGCGGCCGCGAGCGCGCAGCAGGAACGCGACGCCGAGCCCACCGUGGCCGGCUCCAUCCCCAUCCACGCCGACUUUGCCAUGGGCGCGGCCAUCAUCGCGCCCCAGAGCACCUUUGAAUGGACCGUUGGGGCCGCGGGCACCGAAGAGGCCAAGCGAAAGGUCUACGUGCAUUUGCCCAUGACCAAGGGCGGCGGGGCCAGGAUCCGGCUUGACGGCCGCGACGGGGCGGAGCUCGGCGAGGGCGACGGGGCAUUUGUCGAGGGCGUGAGCGCGGGUGAUGGAUUACGGGUAGAGAGUAUCGGGGAGGCAGAGGCCGAGGUGAUAGUCUUAGACACGGUGUAG
Molecule: messenger RNA, 1035 nt
Organism: Hirsutella rhossiliensis
Lineage: Eukaryota; Fungi; Ascomycota; Sordariomycetes; Hypocreales; Ophiocordycipitaceae
Product: pirin domain-containing protein
Exons: 1
Coding region: 1-1035 (344 amino acids)
Source: RefSeq, a predicted model, not a curated record